Molecule: messenger RNA, 4160 nt
Organism: Ziziphus jujuba (common jujube)
Lineage: Eukaryota; Viridiplantae; Streptophyta; Magnoliopsida; Rosales; Rhamnaceae
Product: inactive protein kinase SELMODRAFT_444075
Exons: 10
Coding region: 1241-3490 (749 amino acids)
Biological process (GO): protein phosphorylation
Molecular function (GO): protein kinase activity; ATP binding
Source: RefSeq, a predicted model, not a curated record
CUUUUGGCGCUUCUUCUCUCACUUUCAGUCGCAUUUUUACGUUCUGUUUUUAUCUUUUCGUACCCAUUUGGCGUUUUGGUGUUGUUAUUGUUGUUGUUGUUGUCGUUGUUUGUUUUGAUGUGAAAGAAGAAAGACCCAACAAAGUUAAAUAAGUAAAUAGGAAAAUUAAUAAUUUCUUUUGGGGUUGGUUUUUUUCCUUAUUGGUUUUGUGAGAAUAAUUUCUUGGGUAUAUAUGGUUUAGUUAUGCAAGCUUCUGUUUCUGGAGAUUACGUGGUUUUGUUGAUGGUUUUUUCACGUGGUGGGUCAAGUAGAGUGGUGGUUGUAAAAAUGCUGUCUUAGAAUCCAGGGACUGAAUUUUUAUAAGGGCACUUUGGUUCUUUUUGGGAGGGGUUUCAAAGCUACGGGGAUUUAGACUGGAUUUUAUCAAAAAAGAAAGCUCAUGUACUCCAAAAGAAAAGCUACAGCCUCUUACCUCUCUCUGGUCUGGUCAUGUUGACGAUUUGAAAGUUUGUGUGUACGCUUUGCUCAAAAUUUUAUUCCAGAGGAAACCCAUCUCAUUUGGAUCCAAAUUCAAAUUCAGAGUCAGUUUGUCUGUUUCACCUUUUGAAACUAUUCCUGUUUGCUCACAUUGACCCAGUGAUUUGAAGCCUGAAAGCAGUGGCUAGCGUAAUAGCACAGAUAAGAGAGGUCUACUCUUGCUCUGUGCCGUUUAGCUUUUCUGCAUCUCAUGCCAAAUACUGUGUUCUGAAUCUUUCAUACAUUCUAGCGUCAGAAGCUGUAAAAUCAGUAACAUUUUAAAAUUUUUUUUUUUUAAUUAAAGCAGAGAAUCUGUAUCUUGCUUUCAGAGCCAAAAGGGAAGAAGGUAGAUCUUUGUUGGGUUACUAAUUUUGGAAUAUUCGUGCAUAUGAUUUCACCGGUUAUAAGCGAGUGACUUUGUAAGAGAAAGAUAAAUCUUUAUGAAGAGGUUUCUGGGGUUGGUCUUUGAGAAUCGUAUUAUGAAUUGGUUAAAAGGGUCUUGUCAUUUAUGAGAGCCUCUGGGCAUUUGACAGAGUGAACGGUGAGCGUGUCGGUUGUACGUUGUCUGGGAAUCCAAACACGGUGGGGGCAAGCUAAUAAUAAUUGCAAUAUUUCUUUGUUUUUGCCCUGCUUAUUGGUUUUUGGGGCAUUAUGGGCUUAAGGCCAUUUGAAAAUUGAAUCCGUUAAAGCAAAGGAGGUUUUUGGGAAGGAUUCGUGGUUUCUGAUGAGUCGAGAACAGAAGCGGGUGAAGCAAGAGAAAGGGUCCGAUGUUGCCGAGAAGGUUGUGGUUGCCGUUAAGGCAUCCAAGGAAAUUCCUAAGACUGCUUUGGUCUGGGCUUUGACUCAUGUUGUUCAGCCAGGGGACUGCAUCACACUGCUUGUUGUUGUCCCUGCACAAAGUUCAGGUAGAAGAUUAUGGGGCUUUCCAUUAUUCGCAGGGGACUGUGCCAGUGGUCAUCGAAAGUCUAAUUCAGGAACAACCUCAGAGCUGAAAUGUGAUAUUACAGAUUCCUGCUCUCAGAUGAUUCUUCAACUUCAUGAUGUUUAUGAUCCAAACAAGAUUAAUGUCAAGAUCAAGAUCAUUUCUGGAUCCCCUUGUGGGGCUGUGGCAGCAGAGGCGAAGAGAGCUCAAGCCAGUUGGGUUAUAUUAGACAAACAGCUCAAACAUGAGGAAAAACGCUGCAUGGAAGAGCUGCAGUGCAACAUUGUGGUCAUGAAGCGUUCCCAGCCAAAAGUUCUUCGCUUGAAUUUGAAUGGAUCACCAAAGAAGGAACCUGAGUUAGCUUGUCAGUUGCCUCCUGAACAUGAGAAAGGGUCUGAAAAACAUCCUAAUAAGAAGGAUGACUCUUUAAAUUCCAUUCGAGGGCCUGUCGUUACACCAACUAGUAGCCCUGAGCUAGGGACGCCUUUUACAGCCACUGAAGCUGGAGCUUCAUCGGUGUCUAGUUCUGAUCCAGGAACUUCACCGUUUCUCAUUUCAGAAAUAAAUGGAGAUCUGAAGAAGGAAGGAUCAAUAGCAGCUAAAGAAAAUCAGGAUAUUGAUGAUGCUAGUUCAGACUCUGACUGUGAAAAUUUGUCCAUGUCCUCAGCAAGUUUGAGGUUCCAACCAUGGGUAGCAGACUUUCUGAAUUCUCAUCGACACGCCUCACAGCACAUAGAAGAAAGCUCACACAAAUCUAAUUAUAAGCCUCAACCAUCAUCAACAAAUUCUCUAGAAAAAUUCACGAAACAUGACAGGGAAGCUGGAGUUGGAAUGCCAAACUACAGGAGUGAUAUAGAUUUUAGUGGAAAUGUGAGAGAAGCAAUUUCUCUUUCCAGAAAUGCGCCUCCUGGUCCCCCUCCAUUAUGCUCAAUAUGUCAACACAAAGCUCCCGUAUUUGGAAAGCCUCCAAAGUGGUUCAGCUAUGCAGAACUGGAGCUUGCUACUGGUGGAUUUUCACAAGCCAAUUUCUUGGCAGAAGGAGGGUUUGGAUCUGUUCACAGAGGGGUGCUACCAGAUGGCCAAGCCGUUGCAGUCAAGCAACACAAAUUAGCUAGUUCUCAAGGGGAUCUUGAAUUUUGCUCUGAAGUGGAAGUACUGAGCUGUGCUCAGCACCGCAAUGUGGUUAUGUUGAUUGGAUUCUGUAUUGAGGAUAGAAGAAGAUUAUUGGUUUAUGAAUAUAUAUGCAAUGGGUCGCUGGAUUCCCAUCUAUACGGGCAGCGUCGACAACCAUUAGAAUGGUCUGCACGGCAAAAAAUUGCAGUUGGAGCGGCUCGAGGGCUGCGGUAUCUACAUGAAGAAUGUAGAGUGGGUUGCAUUGUCCACCGUGACAUGCGUCCAAACAAUAUCCUAAUUACACAUGAUUUUGAACCAUUGGUUGGGGAUUUUGGCCUUGCAAGGUGGCAGCCAGAUGGAGACACCGGUGUGGAAACCAGAGUAAUUGGAACAUUUGGAUAUUUGGCUCCAGAAUAUGCUCAAAGUGGUCAAAUCACGGAAAAAGCUGAUGUAUAUUCCUUUGGGGUGGUUCUGGUGGAGCUAGUUACAGGGAGAAAAGCUGUGGAUCUCAACCGGCCUAAGGGCCAGCAGUGUCUCACUGAAUGGGCACGGCCAUUAUUAGAAGAAUAUGCAAUUGAUGAACUUGUUGACCCAAGGCUGGGGAAUCAGUAUUCAGAACAGGAGGUUUAUUGCAUGUUGCAUGCAGCAUCGUUAUGCAUACGCCGGGAUCCUCAAUCGAGGCCUCGAAUGUCGCAGGUGCUAAGGAUACUGGAGGGUGACUUGGUCAUGGACACAAAUUGUGUGUCAACGCCAGGGUAUGAUGUGGGAAACCGGAGUGGUCGACUUUGGGCAGAGCAACAGCAACAUCAACAAUGUCAUGUUCCCUUGGCAGAUGAAGCAUUGGGAGACUUCAGUGGGAAGCUGAACCUGGAGAAUUUAAGGUCAACAUAUUGGGAGAGGGACAAGGCAAGGAGGACUUCAUGUGAAGAUGAUUUGUAGAGUGCUCACCCUUGUUGAGCUAUAUUUUGGUAUGCUUAAUGUGUAUGUGACACUUCUAUAAUUUUCAUUUUAUUUUUGAAUUUCCUUUUGUAUUUCGCAUAGUGCCACUAGAUUUUGGUUGUUUUGUAUAGUACGAGAGAGGGGACUAGAAGUAGAGAAUACGAAGGUUUUGUAAUUCUUUGGGAAAUGAAGGAAAAGUUUUGAAAAAACUGGGAGGAUAUGGCUUUCCCUGGAAUAGAAGCUCUUGAAAAAUAUAUUGCGCUCUCAUGUUCCACCCCAUUAAAGCACUGUUUAGUACGUCUUUAUAAUUUGAAUAUUAUUUUUAUGAAAAAUAAUAUAUUUAUUCUGUACAAUUUUGUUUAUACAACAUUGUGAAACGAGAUCAACAAUCUAUCAAUAUUCAAUAUGUACUAACAAAACAUUAAAAAAAAAAAAAAUUGUGUUCAAUUUUUAAAUUGCCUUGAAGGAAUGAAAUUGAAAAUUAAAAAUUAAAAUGAUAAGCUUGUCAUAGGUUAUAUAACGAAUGGACAUAUCUAAGCGCACUACGAUGCUCGACUUGAGUAAUUUGUUGGAUACACGACUUAGAAAUUGGAAUAAGAAGGCCUUUAGAAUUUAAAAAAAAAAAAAAAAAAAAAAAAAAAAAGAAAAAAAAGAAAAAGAAAAAAGAAAA